AUGGAGAGUCCCCAGCGAAGCGACGAGAGGGAAGAUCGAUUCCAGCGGAUGACCAAGAAUGACUACCAAAUCCCUUUGUUCCGGGACACAGAUUUCGAUGGACAUCCUACCGAAGGGAGGCUUGUGGUCGCUCAACUGAUGCUGAGCGCAAUUAACAGUUACCGGCUCGCACCGUUUGGCGACUACAGCUUAGUUCGUGACAAUCUGAUCGAUAAACAUCGGCUGCAAGAAUUCAUGUGA
Molecule: messenger RNA, 240 nt
Organism: Penicillium mononematosum
Lineage: Eukaryota; Fungi; Ascomycota; Eurotiomycetes; Eurotiales; Aspergillaceae
Exons: 1
Coding region: 1-240 (79 amino acids)
Source: RefSeq, a predicted model, not a curated record